AUUCCUAGAUCGGAUGGUUUUGAAGAAAGAAAAUAAAAGUAAGUUAGAGGGAGGAGGAGGAAGAGAUCGAGAUUAAGAAACAAUGGAAGAACAUGGAAGAUCGUUUGCAGCUCCGAUCAUCUUCUUUACUGUCGUCGGCUUUCAAUUUUUCGCCAAAUAUAUGGAACGAAACAAGAAGAGAGGAAUGGAGACAUCUACGGAGGUUCAAUUGCGAGCAGAAAUUAAGCAACUCCACAAAGAAGCGAGCUCAUUUUCGCAGCCUUCUACAUUUGCACAAGCUGCCAAGCUCCGAAGAACAGCAGUAGCCAAGGAGAAAGACCUUACAAAAAUUCAGGAAUCGCGCAGCAAAGAGCUGAAAUCAUCUUACUAUUCAUACUCAAAAGCUCUGACUUUUAUAAAGGUAUUUAUAUACCUUGUCUUGGUUUACUGGUUUUGGCGUGUACCUAUUGCCGCAGUUCCCAAACAACUAGUGGAACCCUUUGGGAAGAUGUUAUCGUGGAAAGCUGGACCGCCUUUAAAUGACAAUCUCAUGGUGGGAAUUAUACCAUGGUUGAUCGUUUCCACUAGAGUUAGCAAAAUUCUUAUCCGUAAAGUCAUCAACUAGAAGCACACUCUUCAAAUCCGUGUUGUAUACGAGCUUCAAUCGCCCUUCUUUUUUUACAAAUACUGCAUUCUUUAUAAGAAUUGCAAAAUGCCAUUUAACACGCAGAUGAUGCUUUUACGACAGUUAUAUUUUUAAUAACUAUUCCUUUAUAUUCAUAUUAUAGCAUUUUGAGAUA
This is a messenger RNA of Impatiens glandulifera, 779 nucleotides long. Its product is annotated as protein GET1-like. The record is from RefSeq and is a predicted model, not a curated record. Gene Ontology annotation, biological process: tail-anchored membrane protein insertion into ER membrane. Bases 83 to 604 code for a protein of 173 amino acids. The transcript is spliced from 7 exons. NCBI's taxonomy places the organism in Eukaryota, Viridiplantae, Streptophyta, Magnoliopsida, Ericales, Balsaminaceae.